AAGAAAGAAAAACCCUCUUUUCCCGUUCCCACCCAAAAGCUCAAAAAAGCCAGAAACUUGCUUCUCCCUUUUGCUCCUUCUGCUCAGGCCUCCGUCGUCGUCGUCGUCGAGAUGAGGGAACAACAACUUGAGAAGCUGCGGGGACUGGUGCGCGACUGCCUCAGCAAGCACUUGUACUCUUCCGCCAUCUUCUUUGCUGACAAGGUCGCUGCUUUGACUAAUGAUCCUGCCGACAUCUACAUGCAAGCCCAAGCCCUCUUCCUUGGCCGCCAUUUCCGCCGCGCUUUCCAUCUUCUCAACGCCUCCAAAAUCGUCCUCCGUGACCUCCGAUUCCGCUACCUCGCUGCCAAAUGUCUCGAGGAGCUGAAAGAGUGGGAUCAAUGUCUAUUGAUGCUUGGGGGUGCUAAGGUUGAUGAAGAUGGGAAUGUGUAUGACAUGAAGGAUCCGUCUGCCAUGUACUUGGAUAAAGAUGGGGAAGACCGUGAGAUCAAUGCAAGUCCAUUUCCUCCCCCUUCCAUAUCUUCAGCAAUAUGUUUUCUAAGAGGGAAGGCAUAUAAUGCCUUGGAAAAUCAUGCCCAGGCUCGGCUAUGGUACAAAGCAGCUGUUAAGGCUGAUCCUCUGUGCUAUGAGUGCAACAAAGAAAGCAUUGUAGAAGACAAAUUCCAAGAACUUGAAAAAGAAAGCUGCAACAAUAAUCCUUCCAGUCCAUAUUUUAUGCGCACACUGAAAAAUGAUUCUGAUCUUUUGGCCUGCAAAGCUGAAUAUUAUCAUCAAUCUGGUGAAUUCCAGAAAUGCUUUGAACUAACAUCAUCAUUGCUUGAGAAAGACCCAUUCCAUUAUAAAAGCACCUUGGUCCAUUUGGCUGCCGCUGUGGAACUUGGAAACUCAAAUGAGCUUUAUGUCAUGUCAUGCAAUUUGGUGAAGGAUGACCCUCAAAGACUCAUCUUUUUUAGGGCUCUUUCAUGGUUUGCUGUUGGUUGCUACUACUAUUGUAUCAAGAAGUAUGAACAGUCGCGAAGGUAUUUCAGCAAAGCAACUAGCCUGGAUGGAAUCUUUGCACCUGCUUGGAUAGGCUACGGGAAUGCUUAUGCUGCUAAAAAUGAGGGAGAUCAUGCAAUGUCGGCUUACCGUACAGCAGCCCGUUUAUUUCCAGGGUGUCAUCUACCAACACUGUACAUUGGGAUGGAGUACAUGCGGACUCACAGCUAUAAGCUUGCUGAGCAGGCAAAGGAAAUAUGCCCUUCUGAUCCUUUAGUAUAUAAUGAACUUGGAGUUGUCGCUUAUAGCAUGAAGGAGUAUAACAAAGCUGUGUUUUGGUUUGAGAAGACUUUGACUCAUAUUCCAGCUUUGAGUCAACAGUGGGAGCCUACUGUCGUGAAUCUUGCCCACGCCUACAGAAAGCUCAAGAUGUACCCAGAUGCAACUUCAUAUUAUGAGAGAGCUCUUGCGUUAUCAACCACAAGUUUAAGUACUUAUUCAGGACUUGCAUACACCUACCAUCUCCAGGAUAAUUUCACAGCUGCAAUUACAUAUUAUCACAAGGCACUGUCGCUGAAACCGGACGAUCAAUUCUGCGCAGAGAUGUUGAGCUCGGCACUCGAGGAUGAAGCUCAUUAUGAUAUAGACCCCAAGUUCCAGUCCCGCCUGAAUGAGAUUAACUGGUGCGAUUCCACAAGCUCUUCUGGGAUUGGAAAAGUUGGAGUCUUUAAGUUUGCGGGGAAUUUUCUGUCAGGGGAGAUUCCAGUUGGAAUUGGGAACGUGUCCAAACUCGACAGCAUUUCUCUAAGCGACAAUCGACUGACCGGCGGGAUACCUCUUUCGAUCCAGAACUUGACCAAGCUAUACACGCUCACCCUCGACAACAAUCUCAGGUUGAAAAAUGUAGAUGCUUUGGUUCCCAAAUCAAAGCUGGGAGAGCUGUCACUGGCUUCUUGCAGCAUUUCAGGACGAGUCCCGGGUUGGCUACGAAACCAGACUGCAAUUUCUUACUUGGACUUGAGCAGGAAUCGAAUCACCGGAGGGUUCCCAAAGUGGCUGGCUAAAAUGGGAAUCAUUGAUCUUGUUGUUUCCGAAAACUUGCUUGAAGGUACUCUGCCUCUGGAAUUGUUCUUGGAACGAGGGUUAGAAGGGUCAAGCCAAGGAAUCCUCGACCUGUCAAAAGAACAAGUUCUGUGGGAAUUUCCCAGACAGCGAUCGAUGUGA
Linum tenue is the source of this 2202-nucleotide messenger RNA. NCBI's taxonomy places the organism in Eukaryota, Viridiplantae, Streptophyta, Magnoliopsida, Malpighiales, Linaceae. The record is from the annotation of a GenBank genome assembly.